This is a messenger RNA of Sphaerulina musiva SO2202, 703 nucleotides long. RefSeq lists its product as uncharacterized. Bases 154 to 513 code for a protein of 119 amino acids. The record is from RefSeq and is a predicted model, not a curated record. Lineage: Eukaryota; Fungi; Ascomycota; Dothideomycetes; Mycosphaerellales; Mycosphaerellaceae. The transcript has a single exon.
AACAACAAUAACAACAACAAUAACAACGACAACAACGACAAGUUGACAACAACGACAAUCGUGCAUCAUCUCCUCCAUCACCCACGCAGUCAUGGCUCCAGGAUGGGCCCAACCGAAGAAAGCCAUUGCUCUGGGAUAUGGCAGUAGCCGUGAAUGAGACCGGCGAUGGUAAUAGUAUGCACUCAAUUCUCGGAAUGCGCUCCCUCUUCCCUGCUGCUAGGCGCCGAACCAGGCAUGCUUAUGUUUCAUAUCCACGCCCUCGCAUGGGAAGAGCAUCGUGGGCGUGGCCGCUCGGCUGUUCAACAAAGUCUCUGGGUGACAGCAUGGAUAUUGCCGGCGUCUGGAAUCAUUUGGCUACAGCACAAUGCUACCGAGGUACCUACAGGCUCAGGCUGUGUGACCCUUGAACCUGCACAAUCGAUCUGUCCAGUACCUCCCGACUGUCCUCCUCUUCACAGCCUACACUGCCUACCACGUGUCGUCUGCCUCUCGACAGGUACUACUGCGCAGUAGUAUCUCACGUGAGCCUGUUUCAUGAGAGCUCGGGAAAAGAGGAGGAGGAGGAGGAGGUAUCUCAGUACCUGACAUACCUCAGUCGGUCUGUCUCACCCACACACACACAGGUGAGAAAAUAUACAUCCAGGAAAUCUCCGAAGCUACAAGGGUAUCAGAUGGGACGACGGGGAAACGGAGUAGAACCGGG